GAGCUGGGUGAAGAGGACCUGACUGAGGCAGAACUAGAAUGUCUACGACGCGAACUCACGGCUGAGGUUGCUGAACUUGAGUGGGAGUUCAAACAUGCAAAGGAAACGCUGUAUAACGAACGGAUUGCUCAAGUCAACAACAAGUUAGCUCAAGCAAAAGCAGGAACAGCCCCAGAGUUUCUACAUGUCGUUUCUCUUGUGGAAGAGACUUACAGAAUACGUCGUCAGGUGGCCGAGUGUAGACGGGAUUUCGCGAUCGAAGUGGCCAACAAGGAACUGGACAACGAAUUGAAAGCGGCUCAGUGCAUAAUGAAUGAGCGAUUAUUAAUCACUGAGGAACAGAUACGGAGACGAUUGCAAGAAAGCAUGUGCCGACUUCAAGUGGAACGAGCUGCUAUGACUUUACACGCAUCCAGUGGAGGUUCCACAUCGAGAAAAUCUCGUUCUUCUGGAAGUCCUUUUACGGGAGAUUCGGCCGAUCGAUCGGACGCACCAACGCGAACCGCCCUGGCCACAUUGGAUCCCAAUCUCUACCUACCCAGUCCGAACUUGGAGCCCCGCAAAAAACCAAUCACUCUCUCCCCCACAACUCCCCGCCUGGUAUACCAACUUUCAGAGGAGGAUAUCCGCGCAGAUGUGGAGACAAUCAUGGCUGCUGUGAAGGAACACAAAUUAGCCCUGGCUAUGGCCGAAAUGAACGGUGGCAAACGGUUAUGUUGA
This is a messenger RNA of Echinostoma caproni, 720 nucleotides long. The record is from the annotation of a GenBank genome assembly. Lineage: Eukaryota; Metazoa; Platyhelminthes; Trematoda; Plagiorchiida; Echinostomatidae.